AUGACACCUUGUAAAUCCACUUUUAUUAAGCUCAAAGAGUUGCAAUAUCUAGCUCGGAUAUACGGUACUUCACCUUUAAGUUUGCAGAAUGUUGUCCUAUUUAUGAUUACGGUUGGAGGUGGUCUUUGUCUGACGUUUUUGUCUGUCCGAUUUGUCAAGGCUACACUGGGGGUAUUUGGAUUUAUUACUGUGUAUUUUUUGAGCUUAUAUUCUUGGUUGAAUAUACAGCCUGAGAUAUUAUCAUCUUUUCAUAUCAGUGCAUUGAUUAUUAUUUCUGCGUUUCUUUGUUUUCUUGGAGCUUUAUUUUACGUGUUAUGUCCAACAAUAUCAAAGAUUCUAUCUGGGGCAACUGGAGGCAUUGCACUUACUGCUUUUAUAUGCGGUCUUAAUAGCGAUCACGUUAUACCUCAGGUAUACAUCACUGGUUUACACAUUGCUCGAGCGAUUGUCUCUGCCUCAUUAUUCAUCCUGUUUGCAGGGAUAACAAUCAUUUACGAGAAAAUAGGUCUUAUAUUGUCAUCUACAAUCACCGGAAGUUAUCUUGUAGUUAGUGGUAUAGAUAUCGCUGUUCGUACUGGAUACCUGGCUUCCCCAAAGUUCUUCUUGCAUCCUGAUCCUUUUACAGACAAAGAUUAUAUAAUAACAUCUGAUGUCGCAAUUAUGAUUGUUAUUACAAUUGUUAUUGUAUUAAUUGUAUUUUUAGUAUCCAUAUAUUCAAUACUCCCACCUGUAACAGACGCUAAUAACAAGCCGAAUGAAAGUACACAAUAUUCUUCUAACAAUGAAGCCAUUUCUAACGAAGAAACAGAAUCGAAGUCAUAUCAGGAAUCAAGCUACCAAGAAUACCCAGAUGACAUAAGUGACUAUCAUAAAAGACAACGACCCUCCCAUUUUUUUGAUGAAGAAGGGAACGAGAGUGUGUAUCCAUACCUUUCAUACAAAAACCUUCAAACUGUACCAAUGUCUACUGUUAGCUGGGCGAGUGAAGAAAUUCCUGACCACAAAAUCAGAGCUAGUAAAAAUACUCUUUCCAAUUCAACAACAAGCUCCGGUCAUAAUUCUAUAGAAAUUUUUAAGUCCAGUAGCUCACCGUCUUCAGAAACCCGAGUUAAUCCUAGACCAGAGCGAAAGCUUACUACGCUACCCCAAACUUCUUCAAGCGAUGAAGAAUCCCAAAUUAUCGAGGUGGCAACAAUAUGGGAUACUAUCUCACUUUCUGACCCACCUCCUUCCCCACCGAAACCUCAACCUAAACCAUAUUCAUUAUACCAGUUUGAAUUUGAGGGGGAAAGAAAAAAAUGGGGCGGGUAUUGGUUUUGA
Molecule: messenger RNA, 1320 nt
Organism: Phycomyces blakesleeanus NRRL 1555(-)
Lineage: Eukaryota; Fungi; Mucoromycota; Mucoromycetes; Mucorales; Phycomycetaceae
Exons: 5
Coding region: 1-1320 (439 amino acids)
Source: RefSeq, a predicted model, not a curated record